CUGUUCCCAGCCUCAGUUCGCCAUGCGGCGAUCGAUCGUACGUUCUCUUCUCUUCUCUUCCUCCAGUGCAGUCCCAGCCACCAUGGCUCCUCUACCUCCCCUCCUUCUCCGCUACCUUGUCGUCAUCCUCAUCCCCCUCUUCCUAUUCUUCUCCUCCGCCUCCGCUUGGAAGAAGGACGAAUUCCGCAACUGCAACCAGACACCGUUCUGCAAGCGCGCUCGCACCCGCACUCCUCACUCUCUGCCUCGUCUCAUUGUCUCCGAUCUCUUGAUCUCCGACGGACACCUCACUGCACACCUCCAACCUUCCCUUAGCUCCGAAGACGACGUUUCCGCCGGUGAUACCCCUCACCCUCGCCCACUUGUCCUCCGCCUCUCCGUCUACCAGGACGGUAUCCUCCGCCUCAAGAUUGACGAAGACUACUCCGCCCCCUCCGCUCCUUCUAAACAAAGGUUCGAGGUUCCUGAUGUCGUUCUCCCCGACUUCGAAGACCGCCGCCUCUGGCUUCCCCGCGUUUCUUCCACUGAAGACGGCUCGAUUUCUUCCCUCUAUCUCUCGGACGGUUUUGAGGUCGUGUUACGACAUGAUCCUUUUGAAAUCCAGGUCCGACGGAAGAGAUCUAACGAUCCCAUAAUCUCGUUAAACUCGCACGGGCUGUUCGAAUUCGAGCAGCUUCGGGAGAAGAAGGAGGGAGAAGAUUGGGAGGAGCGGUUUAGAGGACAUACCGACACGAGGCCGCGCGGUCCUCAGUCGAUAAGCUUCGAUGUUUCGUUUCAUGGCGCAGAGUUUGUGUAUGGAAUCCCUGAGCACGCUUCCACUUCUUUGGCGCUUCGUGCUACUAGAGGUCCUGGUGUGGAGCAUUCUGAACCCUAUCGGCUAUUUAAUCUCGAUGUCUUCGAGUAUCUACAUGAUUCACCUUUUGGGCUAUAUGGGUCUAUCCCAUUUAUGCUCUCGCAUGGUCUGAAAGGUUCCUCUGGAUUCUUUUGGCUCAAUGCCGCUGAGAUGCAGAUUGAUGUGCUUGCCCCUGGAUGGGAUGAUUCGGCUGCUGCAGGCAACGAUAGGAUUGACACGUUUUGGAUGAGUGAGACAGGGAUUGUGGAUGCUUUCUUCUUUGUUGGCCCGGGGCCUAAGGAUGUUCUUCAACAAUAUGCUAGUGUGACUGGAACUCUAGCAAUGCCGCAGGAGUUUGCCAUUGCUUACCACCAGUGUAGAUGGAAUUACAGAGAUGAAGAAGAUGUUGCUACUGUUGAUGCUGGUUUCGAUGAGCAUGACAUACCUUAUGAUGUACUGUGGCUUGACAUCGAGCACACUGAUGGGAAAAGGUAUUUCACUUGGGACAGAGUAUUGUUCCCUAAUCCAGAAGAGAUGCAGAAGAAAUUGACGGCCAAAGGGAGGCACAUGGUUACUAUUGUAGAUCCUCAUAUCAAAAGAGAUGAUUCCUACUAUGUGCAUAAGGAAGCUACAGAUAAGGGGUAUUAUGUGAAGGAUGCAACAGGUAAGGACUUUGAUGGCUGGUGCUGGUCGGGUUCAUCAUCAUACCCGGAUACGUUGAACCCGGAGGUUCGGGAGUGGUGGGCUGAAAAAUUCUCAUUGAAGAACUAUGGAGGUUCAACACCGUCUUUGUAUAUAUGGAAUGACAUGAACGAGCCUUCAGUCUUCAAUGGCCCUGAGAUAUCAAUGCCAAGAGAUGCUUUACAUUUUGGAGGCGUUGAGCACCGGGAGUUGCAUAAUGUCUAUGGCCUCUACUUUCAUAUGGCCACAGCUGAUGGACUAUUGAAGCGCGGCAAUGGAAAGGAUCGUCCUUUUGUUUUAUCUCGAGCUUUCUUUGCUGGAAGCCAACGGCAUGGUGCUAUCUGGACAGGAGAUAAUUCUGCUGACUGGGAUCAACUAAGAUCUUCAGUUCCAAUGAUUUUGACACUGGGGCUUACUGGAAUCUCAUUCUCAGGUGCGGAUGUUGGUGGGUUUUUUGGCAACCCCGAACCUGAGCUGUUGGUGCGUUGGUACCAGCUAGCUGCUUACUAUCCUUUCUUUAGAGCUCACGCCCAUCAUGACACCAAGAGAAGGGAACCUUGGCUUUUUGGAGAGAGGAGAACUGCUUUGAUUAGGGAAGCAAUACACAUUAGAUACUCAUUGUUACCAUAUUACUAUUCACUAUUUAGAGAGGCUAGUGUUAGCGGUAUCCCCAUAAUGCGGCCUUUAUGGCUUGAAUUCCCCGAGGAUAAAAAAUCAUUUGACAAUAGUGAGGCUUUUAUGAUUGGUGAAGGUAUACUAGUUCAGGGGAUAUAUGAAGAGGGCCAAAAAUCUGUGUCAGUUUAUUUGCCCGGUGAACAAUCUUGGUAUAACAUGAGAAAUGGAGCUGCAUAUUCUGGAGGUCAGACCCACAAACUAGAAGUUUUUGAAGACAGCAUACCCAGUUUCCAGAGGGCAGGCUCCAUUGUCCCUAGAAAAUACAGAUUCAGACGAAGUACAACACAAAUGGCAAAUGAUCCCUAUACUCUGGUGAUUGCACUUAAUAGUUCUCUAGCUGCUGAAGGCGAGCUUUACAUAGACGAUGGCAAGAGCUAUGACUUCGAGCAGGGCGCAUACAUCCAUCGUCGCUUUGUCUUCUCUAAUGGCAAGUUAACCUCAUCUACUAUUCAUUCUGCCUCUCUGCGUGAGAAAAAAUUCUCGUCAAGCUGCACUGUGGAGCGGAUCAUUCUUCUUGGCUUACCAUCAGCUCCAAAAAAAGCUGUGAUCGAACCUGGGAAUCACGAAACCGAGAUUGAGCCAGGCCCGCUAACACUUAGAGGAGGUGCGAGCUCAGUCGCUCUCGUGAUCCGAAAGCCUAACGUUCGCAUCGCUGAUGACUGGACCAUCAAAGUCUUGUAGUUACUGCUAGCGGUUUACACGGGACUGCUUCAGGUUUUAGUUAGUUUGGAGUCACCUUCGACGGAAUUGAGCGGUAUGUUUCUAAUUAUCUUUUUACGGUUAAUCCUAUCAUUUCUGCCAUACCUGCAUGCAGACAGUUUUGUUUUGAUAUGUUUCUGCUUUGUUUAGUUAAUAAGUGUUUGGUUUCCUUGUUAGAGCCAAGAACUGUGAGUCUAGCUAGCAUAUAAUCAUGGGAACAAUGGCAAAAAGUUGGGUAAUGGUGAUCUUUAUCAAAUUUUUAUUCAGGAUGAAUUUCAAAAUUAUUGAGUUUUUUAAAAAAAAA
Molecule: messenger RNA, 3191 nt
Organism: Dendrobium catenatum
Lineage: Eukaryota; Viridiplantae; Streptophyta; Magnoliopsida; Asparagales; Orchidaceae
Product: probable glucan 1,3-alpha-glucosidase
Exons: 6
Coding region: 23-2869 (948 amino acids)
Biological process (GO): N-glycan processing; carbohydrate metabolic process
Molecular function (GO): alpha-glucosidase activity; carbohydrate binding
Source: RefSeq, a predicted model, not a curated record